ACUGCGGUAUCUUUCAGAAUGAUGGCCAAUUUUAACUGAAGAAUUGAAUUUUGGUAAAAGUGAGUUCUGGAUAAAAGUACUGUAGGAGCUGACUAAAAAUCUUAUUUUUGUUGCUCCGGCGCUGGGGAUUGGCAAUCUUUUUGGAUUGGAAAAGCAUUAUCACCGCAACGUUUACGACUUGCGAUAGGAGUAUCGGUUUAUCUUUAAUACGACUUGCGAAGAACCUGCCGUUGUAUCGCCGCACAGAGAUUUCACAACGUACAUACAACGUGCUGUACGAUCGUUUUUGUUCAACGGUUGGCAGUUUAAACUAUUACCGCCUGUGCAGAACAUAACGGAAUAAUCGGACUGCUUUGAAAACCUGCCUAACCUGGCUUUUCUGCGGUUUCAAAGUUUAUUCUCAACAAGUCUUGAAAAAUUGUGCUACGACCAUUUGCCGCUGCGUAAUUAUCCUCAAUUAGCGGCUAAAACCAGACCAGCGUGGAAUACUGACAACGUGAAAAACGGUCCGUUCUCACGGCAGUGUGUUAUCGCUGACCACCGUCAGCUGUUAAUUUUCGUAUCCGCCUCUUGGAUCGACGGAGAAAAUUGUGCUGAAAUAGUACAUUCCCGAUUACCUUUACCAGGAUUUAAACUUAAUUCAUCAAAAUGCCCAAGUGUCCACGCUGCAGCAAGGAGGUGUAUUUCGCUGAACGGCGCACUUCAAUGGGAAAGGACUGGCAUCGGGAGUGUCUGCGAUGUGAGCGCUGCUCGAAAACCCUUUCACCCGGCCAGCACUCGGAGCACGAAGGAAGACCGUACUGUAAUGUGCCGUGCUAUCAAGCGCUCUUUGGCCCUCAAGGUUGCGGAAUGGCUCGUGGAACAGUUGGAAGCUUCGUGUACGACAAUGCCAAUCCAUCGGAUAAAUCAACUUCCGAUCAUUAAUUCGCUGCGGUCAACUGAUACGUUUUGAAUCCGUUGCUGGCUGCGUCGAGAUAUUAAAUCUUUCCCCGCCAUGAAACGACUUGUUGGCCACCUGCUGUGCGAAUCACUUAACCAGUACCUGUACACACUUUUAUAUUAUUGGGUGAAGACUUUUAUCACUUUACGCUUUUAUGAUUUCUGAUUAUAUUGCCGAAUGCUGUGUCGUAAUUUCACCGCUCUACGCGUCUCCGCCUGACGAUCCUCUAUCAGCUGUUACAGCUCUUGGUCAAGCGCAUCCGCUACGCUAAAGAAAGCCGGCAGUUUUUAUUGUUACAAGCCGAUGCUUACCAAUACCGAAUCGUGCGCGCUUGUGAUUAUAUAGCUGCAGAUUGUUGCUGUGCUGCCUGUGCGCAGAAUUGAGAAUGGGUAAUAUUUUGUUUGCCUUAUUGAAGAGUGCGAUAUAUUAUUUUCCACAAUAGAGAGCUUUGUGAUUUGGGGAGAAGUAAAAGUGCUAAAGAG
This is a messenger RNA of Paramacrobiotus metropolitanus, 1422 nucleotides long. RefSeq names its product cysteine-rich protein 1-like. The coding region runs from base 649 to 924 and encodes 91 amino acids. The transcript has 5 exons. The record is from RefSeq and is a predicted model, not a curated record. Lineage: Eukaryota; Metazoa; Tardigrada; Eutardigrada; Parachela; Macrobiotidae.